Helianthus annuus (common sunflower) is the source of this 2354-nucleotide messenger RNA. Its product is annotated as dof zinc finger protein DOF5.4. The transcript has 2 exons. Gene Ontology annotation, molecular function: DNA binding; DNA-binding transcription factor activity. Bases 1406 to 2218 code for a protein of 270 amino acids. Lineage: Eukaryota; Viridiplantae; Streptophyta; Magnoliopsida; Asterales; Asteraceae. The record is from RefSeq and is a predicted model, not a curated record. Gene Ontology annotation, biological process: regulation of DNA-templated transcription.
UGUCGACAUCAUCCUCUUCAAUAAGCUGCCCAAACAAAGUCUCUCUCUCACCCUUUUCUACCUCCACCACCACCAGCCACCACCAAACCACCACUAGCCACCACCAACCCACUCUCUCUACUUUCUCUCUCUACAACCUCCACCACAACCACCCAUCUACCACCACAUAAUCACCACCACCACCACCUCAUAUCCACCUCACCUCCAUCUACACCGCCCACCACCAUCACCGAAAUCUUGAAGUCUUCACAACGGAUAAAAUUUGAAUAUGGGGAUGUGAGUUUUGUGAGAAAAAGGUUUCCAGUAUAGUUCCGAGUUGGUUUAUAUGGUAAUAAGUCUAAAAACGGAUCAGAUUUUGAUUGAAUCGGUAAUUCCGAUAAAUCAACGAUUUCAAUUUAGAAUCAAAUUGGACAGAAUUUGAACGUGAAACACAUGGAUUCGAUUUGGUGUUAUUGGCUGUGAUUGAUUGAAGUUUAAUCAGGGGAUUACAAAAACAACGCAUCAAUUCCGGAUUCAUCGGAGCUUCCGUUUUAGAUUUUGCCAGAGAAACGGGAUGAAAAGAAACGGGUCUUCUUUGUUUGGACGAUUCAAGUAGAUAUGGGGAAAUUUUAUCGCAUGGGUUUAUUUGGAAGGUUAUAACCUAUUGCAAAUUUUCAGAUAUAGUAGAAAACGAUGGCUUUGACUGGAUUCUGGGUUGCUGGACUUUCCAGUGCUAUAGAUGGAGGUGAAGUGGUACUGGUUAUGUGGUGGGAAAUGGGUGGUUGUGGUAGGGUUUUUGUUUGGGCAGCUUAUUGAAGAGGAUGAUGUCGACAUUUCAGGGAUUGGGUUUAAAUUAGGGUUAAAAUGCCUUUUAAAUAGGGGUGUUGUACUCUUUGAACACAUCUGCAUCCACAUAGGCCUCCAACAUUUAAGUUUUUAAACACGUCAGCUGCCACGUCACCUGCCACGUCACAUUUAACUAACCCAGUUCGACAAGGAUCAUUGGUCGCCAAAAUCUUACAAGUUUGGACUGUUGUAGGCAAUAUUUGAAGUUGGGAUUAUUACCGGCCAAUUAGUAAAACUUGGGAUUAUUAAAAUCCAAUACCCCUUUAGAUAAAUAAAUUUCAAAUAACCAUUUUAAUAAUUUUUUUUUUCAACUGUGCCCUUUUUGAAAAAAAAAAAAUGUUAGAAGUAACCGAUAUUCUUUUUUCAACUAUACCCUUUUGAAAAAAAAAAAAAAUCAAGAACUAACCAACAAAAUGUAGAAUUCAAAUUCAUCACUUUAAAAAUGUUGGCUUACUUAAUUAAGAAAAGAGGCUAACCGUGUAAAUCAAACAACCCACUCGUCUUGUCAUUCUCCACUUAAACAUGUAAACAACACACAUCCAACCACUUAAACACUGACCGAAACCAUAACCAAAACAAAAUGCACGACAUACAUUCCUCUCGGAGUAGCAGCGGCAGCGGAGGCAGUUUAUUCGCAGGAAAGGUAGACGGAAGGCCGAUACUCCACCACCAUGACAAUCUAAAGUGCCCACGUUGCCAGUCGCUAAACACAAAAUUUUGUUACUAUAACAACUACAACCUCACUCAGCCUCGUCAUUUCUGUAAGAGCUGCCGCCGGUACUGGACUAAAGGCGGCGUCCUACGCAACAUUCCCGUUGGUGGCGGCAUCAGGAAAGCUAAACGGUCCGGUAAACCAAAAUCCAAAGCCGUUGUUGUGGAUUUAGAUUCAAAAGUUACAAACUGCUCUACCCUUACAACCAACACAACGACGGGCAAUACGACCAAGAAUACAAAAGUCCCCCCGACACAUAUGAACACUACGGAGGUUUCGGCAAGCGAUCCCACUACCUCAACGCCGGAGAUGUUGUUUAGUUUCAACGAAUUAUCAGCACGUAUUCUGUCGUCUCCGUCUCCGGUCGAAACAUUCGAUCCGGUGAUGUUGAAUCAUUCUCCAGUGAGAAACGUGAUUGAAACGUUUCAGUGGACGGACACCGGGACAGAUAUGAAGAUGCCGGAAACAUGGUCACCGUUGAUGAUGGAUCAGACGGGUGUGAUUGAUUAUGAUAUGGGGUUAGAGAACAUGAGAAGUGACGGUAAAGAUGAUCGUCGGAAUAGUGCUGGUGAAGAUUUGUUUGAUCUGACUGGAAGUGUUGAUGAAUCUUACUGGGGUCAAAGUCGGUGGAGUGAUGUUGAUGAUGAUGGUAAUCUUGGGCAUCUUAAUUACCUUCCUUAAUAUCUCCGAGGUAACAAAUAUAUUACACGGUUUUUUUUUUUUUUUUUUUUUUUUUUUUUUUUUUUUUUUUUUUUUGAAACUUAAUAUAUUACACGGUUUAGAAUAAUGUUAUGCAUGAUUUUGAUUUUUUUCAUUU